CAUUGCGUUCAUCCUCCAUGAAAAUGGAACACAAUCUAAUAAUUGAUCCAUAGGCCAUAGCAGAGUCUCAAUUAAGCAACCCUAGAUACUCAGAUUAAUUAUUAUAGUUAUAUAAUUAUUAACGGUGCAUCACUGCAUGGCCUGCACACUGCACACACCAGAUUUUAAAUGGGCGACGGUGUUUGGAUCUGAGCCUUCCUCCAGUUAAUGUCCUGCAACAACUCAUUGUAGCAGAAGAAGAAGAAGAGGAAGAAGAAGAUGCAGCAGAAGCAGGCAGAGGAGGCGAUAGUGUCGCGGAGCAACAGCACCUUGAAGGAGGAGCUGGAGCAGGACAUCGACGUCGGGGAGGGAGAAGAAGAGGCCGCCGGCGCGCAUGGAUUCAGCAUGAAGAACUUCCUCUGGCACGGCGGCUCCGCCUGGGACGCCUGGUUCAGCUGCGCGUCCAAUCAAGUGGCGCAGGUGCUGCUGACGCUGCCGUACUCGUUCUCGCAGCUGGGGAUGGCGUCGGGGGUGAUCUUUCAGCUCUUCUACGGCUUCAUGGGAAGCUGGACCGCCUACCUCAUCAGCGUCCUCUACAUCGAGUACCGCUCUAGGAAGGAGAAGGAGAACGUUAAUUUUAAGAAUCAUGUCAUCCAGUGGUUCGAGGUGUUGGAUGGGCUGCUGGGACCGUACUGGAAGGCCAUUGGACUCGCCUUUAACUGCACCUUCCUCCUCUUCGGCUCCGUCAUCCAACUCAUCGCUUGUGCCAGUAACAUUUACUACAUCAAUGAUCGGCUGGACAAGAGGACAUGGACCUACAUAUUUGGCGCCUGCUGCGCCACCACCGUCUUCAUCCCUUCCUUCCACAACUACAGGAUCUGGUCCUUCCUCGGCCUCGGCAUGACCACCUACACCGCUUGGUACCUCGCCAUCGCCGCCAUCGUCCACGGACAGGCCGACGGCGUGACGCACUCCGGUCCAACCAAACUGAUGCUCUACUUCACCGGCGCCACCAACAUCCUCUACACCUUCGGCGGCCACGCCGUCACCGUGGAGAUCAUGCACGCGAUGUGGAAACCACAAAAGUUCAAGUAUAUUUACUUGCUGGCGACGCUGUACGUGUUCACGCUGACGCUGCCGUCGGCGGCGGCCGUGUACUGGGCGUUCGGCGACGAGCUGCUGAACCACUCCAACGCGUUCUCGCUGCUCCCCAAGUCGCGGUGGCGGGACGCGGCGGUGAUCCUGAUGCUGAUCCACCAGUUCAUCACCUUCGGCUUCGCCUGCACGCCGCUGUACUUCGUGUGGGAGAAGGUGAUCGGGAUGCACGACGCCAACAGCAUCUGCGUCCGCGCCGUCGCCCGCCUCCCCGUCGUCGUUCCCAUCUGGUUCCUCGCCAUCAUCUUCCCCUUCUUCGGCCCCAUCAACUCCGCUGUCGGCGCCCUACUCGUCAGCUUCACGGUCUACAUCAUCCCCGCCAUGGCCCACAUCCUCACUUACCGCACCUCCGCCGCGCGCCAGAACGCGGCGGAGAAGCCGCCCUUCUUCCUCCCGAGCUGGACGGCGAUGUUCGUCGCCAACGCCUUCGUCGUGGGGUGGGUUCUGGUCGUCGGAUUCGGGCUGGGCGGGUGGGCGAGUGUGACCAACUUCGUGAAGCAAGUGGACACCUUCGGCCUCUUCGCCAAGUGCUACCAGUGCCCCAAACCGCAACCACUGCCUGCUGCCGGACCGCAGCAGCCGCUUCACUGAUCAUGCAUGUUUCAUUAUGACAUAUUGGCUUCUGCUUUUGCUUCUUGUUUGCCGCCUGUAAAAUAGGAACGGGGGAAGAAGGGUUGUGUGGGUUCGGGAGAAGGGUUGUGUGGGUUCGGGCUUCAGCUUUAAUUGUUCAAAUUAAUGUCCUACCAAAUUGUGUCCCGGCGUCGCUGCUCGAAGCCUCGAAUUGGUUAGCCGGAGCGCAGAACCUUUGCUGUGUGACCGUGCAAGGCCUGUGCAUGUGAGGGAGUUGCAUGGGUCAGUCAUUAUGACGAGCACAUGGCGUGCGUCUUUUAUAAUUAAAUCAAAGUCAUUUUUUAAGCUAAAUAAAUAAAUAAUUGUACGCU
Zingiber officinale is the source of this 2075-nucleotide messenger RNA. RefSeq names its product auxin transporter-like protein 1. NCBI's taxonomy places the organism in Eukaryota, Viridiplantae, Streptophyta, Magnoliopsida, Zingiberales, Zingiberaceae. The record is from RefSeq and is a predicted model, not a curated record. Bases 259 to 1725 code for a protein of 488 amino acids. The transcript is spliced from 7 exons. Gene Ontology annotation, cellular component: plasma membrane.